Messenger RNA from Exophiala bonariae, 1974 nucleotides. RefSeq lists its product as uncharacterized. Bases 1 to 1974 code for a protein of 657 amino acids. The transcript is spliced from 5 exons. The record is from RefSeq and is a predicted model, not a curated record. Gene Ontology annotation, molecular function: DNA binding; zinc ion binding. Gene Ontology annotation, biological process: DNA-templated transcription. Lineage: Eukaryota; Fungi; Ascomycota; Eurotiomycetes; Chaetothyriales; Herpotrichiellaceae.
AUGGAAAUUCCAUCUGUCCAGCUGGGUAUUAACACACAGACACCACAACCCGUUGCGACCCCUCAAGCAGCCAAUGAUAAUCAUUCGAUUGAUAUGUGGACAGACGAACGACCCUCUGAUAUGGACAACAAUGCAGACUUCUCCGAACUAGACAUGACUAAUCAACUCACUAAAGACCAGGACCUGAUCUUCUUAGACCUACAGACUACUUUCCCCGAUGCUGAUGUACUGGAAGAGUAUUGGAAUCAAGCAGAUGUGCUCGACCCGUCGUUGGUUGAUCUUCUUGAAACCGACUACGCCAACGAUAUGUCAUUAGCGGCCACUGCAUCCGGGAGCAAAACGAUGUGCGCCUUCAAGUCACCCUUAACCUGGGUCGCAGACUGGUCUGUUGAGGGUCAUCGGGGCAACCACAAAUACACUGAAGCAAUUGAGCAGCGAGCUUUCAGUCUACCACCAGUGCCAGACAUCGAUAAGCUGAUCCAGCUCUAUUUUAGCCAUGCGCAUCCUCAAUUGCCGGUUUUAAGCCCUCGUUUCUUCUUUCGUCUUGUGAAUGCCGAUCACGACCAGAUUUUAGCCGAGGCCAUGGAACCGAUCAGCCUCGCGCUUCUGUACGCUAUCAUGUUCUUUGCAUGUGCGUACCUAAGAACCGAAAGUACCGACCUGUCUGGUAUCCGCGCCAUUCGGUCUAUGCGAUGCGAGUACUUCUCAAGAGCAGCUUUGCUAUUCAAACUUGGGUGUGAGAUCAAUCCUCUACGAAAAGUACAAAUCUGUCUCUUACUUAGCACCUACCGAAGUUACCCCGGCCAGUUCUACGAGAAUGAGCGUUGGAUCAUCGAAGCAUACAGAACUCUACAGGCUAGUGGCGUACUGCCAGAUAAAGGCCACAACCAGGGAUUUGUCGACGGCAUCGAAUGGAGACGUGUGUGCGCGUGCUGGCUCCAUCGAUUCGCGGGUUCAGUGAUAGGAUUGAAAUGGACGAGCAGUCCUGAUGUGAUGGAAGCAUUUUCUUUGCCAUGGCAUCAGAUCACCAUUUCUGUGUUCGAAGAGGAUUAUAGUUUCUCUUGGUUUAUCAGCGCGCGGACGAAGGAGCAAUUGACUCGAAUCUUUCUAUCACGGCUGAAGUUGCUUAUCACAAUUGGACACUUGAAUAAGAUUCUCUGGAAACGUACUGCGUCUGAGAUUACGGCAAUCGGGGAGACACCCGAAUUUACACCGCCACCACCAUCGAACUGUCUUGCGAUAGAGGAAAUUGAAGUUCGCUUUCAGCGAUGGAAACUUGACAACGGUCCACUUUUGUCAGCAGAAACCUCAAGCUCCACACCGCGAAAGGAGCAGCAAAUCGUCCGUGCAGAGCAGAUACACACGAAGCUAUCAUUUGAGUUCGCCAUGUGUAGUCUCUACCAAAAUACGCUGUAUAUCGAGAGAGUUUUAGUGACAGAUUGGGCUGCUGCCCUUAUUCGCUCGUCUCGUGCUGCUCUGUGGGGCUCAAUUAGCUCUAUACGUGACAUCGUCGUCGAAACGAUGGAGGAUAAGCUCGUCACGCUGGUGCCUCUAAGCAUGGUAAUUGUCGUUUUUGUUCCACUCACGAUCUACUCGCUUCACAUGCAGACGGUACAAUAUUACGACCCUUUCAUGAUCAAAAGUCUUGCGAUUUGCUCAGAAGCAGCAAAUAUGAUGAGCGACCUACAUGACGGGGCCGACUUUUAUGCUAGGGUUCUGGACAACGUUUUGACACUUGCACAGAAAUACAGACAUUUGUCAACGUCACCAGAACCAAUGGCGAGCGGCGCCCAGAAUGCAAAUCCUAGGCAUGGGCACGGUCAGACAGACGCUGAAGCAAUACUUCCAGAGCCACGCCUUCAUUCUCUAGUUCUGCGAUUUAAUGGUCUAGCGCUUGCCCUCGGUCGCAUACCAGAGAUCGAAAGCCUCAUGCUGCCAUCAACGCGGCCAAUGACUUCUAGCCAAGUAUCCUGA